Eucalyptus grandis is the source of this 2608-nucleotide messenger RNA. Its product is annotated as nucleolar complex protein 3 homolog. NCBI's taxonomy places the organism in Eukaryota, Viridiplantae, Streptophyta, Magnoliopsida, Myrtales, Myrtaceae. Gene Ontology annotation, biological process: DNA replication initiation. Gene Ontology annotation, cellular component: nucleolus. Gene Ontology annotation, molecular function: chromatin binding. The coding region runs from base 65 to 976 and encodes 303 amino acids. The record is from RefSeq and is a predicted model, not a curated record. The transcript is spliced from 7 exons.
AGAAGCAGAGAGACGAAAAGCUGCAGUGGAGAAGGCCACUGCUGGCAGAAUUGCCAAGGAAUCCAUGGAGCUUAUGGAGGAUGAACAGCUGGAGCUGAUGGAAUUGGCCGCUGCAAGCAAGGGGUUGCCUCCAAUUGUUAAUCUCGAUCAUGCCACUAUGCAGAACCUUGAGUUGUUCCGAGGUAGCUUUUUUAUAGCGAUUACUGCUGAGUUGAAAGAGGACAUCACUGCAGAAGAGUCAUUUGAAACUAAGAAGUGUAAACUUGUGGAACUGGGAAUUGCUCUGCUUGCUGACCCAGAGUCUAAUAUUAAACUGUUAAAAGAAAUGCUGCAGAUGUGCAAUGAUCACAAUCAUGCUAUCGUUAAGCUUGGGCUUCUAUCUUUGUUAGCUGUGUUCAAAGACAUCAUUCCUGGCUACCGCAUUAGACUUCCUACUGAGAAGGAGCUGGUGAUGAAAGUUUCAAAGGAUGUCAAGAAGAUGCGGUAUUAUGAAUCGACACUUCUGUCUGCAUACAAGGCCUACCUGCAGAAGUUGAUGGUUUUAGAAAAAGUCUCCUUGUAUCAACAUGCGGUGGUUCGCUGCAUCUGUACUUUGCUAGAUGCUGUUCCUCAUUUCAAUUAUUGCGAGAGCUUGGUUGAAGUUGUUGUCAGAAACAUAAGUUCCUCGGAUAAAGUCAUAAGGAAACUUUGUUGUGACACGAUUAAGUCACUCUUUACAAAUGAGGGUAAACACAGUGGUGAAGUGACUGGAGCAGCUGCUCGAUUGAUUGCAAAUUAUGUGAAAGCUCAUAAUUGUCAGAUGCAUCCUGACUCGAUUCAAGCAUGUUCUCUUUUUGGUCAAAUAUCCACGUACUUAUAUCUCUGUCAUUUGACGAGGACCUUCAUAGAUCUGAAGCACCAGAUAAGGAUAAAAAAGUUAAAAAGAAGAAUUAUAAGAAAGGAAACCGACCAGAGGAAUCAAGCCAUCCACAACUGAAUGAUAGAAAGAAAUCUAGGCAAGAAAAUUUUCUCACCUGAUUGACUUGGAUUAUAUUGGAGAUCUCAUGAAUUACCUUAAAAAGCUUGCAUGUUCUGAUGGAAAAUCGGACAGUUCAGGAAAAUGCAUGACCAUCUCGGAAAGACUUCGUUGUUGCAUCAUUGCUUUUAAAGUAAUGAGGAACAAUCUCGAUGCUUUGAACGUUGAUUUGCAAGAUUUUUUUGUUCAGCUAUACAACCUCAUACUUGAAUACAGGCCUGGAAGGUUAGCACUUCUAUGUUGGGUGCUCAGUACCUUGCUGUCAAGUUUGUUUUUUGAGGUCAUGUGCUCAUGCACUUUCAGUUACCUGAUUUUAUUAUAAACCAUAUCUCUAAAUGCAGAUGACUUUGUUCGGAGAUGAAAUAGUGAUCUAUUUCUCAUGACCACAACACUUUUAACUGUAAUUAAUAUCUGAUGUCUGAAGCAGAGAUCAUAUCCUUGCUGUCAACCUGGUUUUAUGGACUCAUCUGCUCAUGCACUUUCAUUCACAUGAUUUUCUUUAUAACCGCAGUCCUAGAUGUUUGGCAAUGACAGAGAAAGUCAUGCAAGCACUGGUGACUUUGUUAUAAUGAACAAACCAGAUUGGCAAUAGUGUCUUCCUCCCUUUGUAUGGUUACUCAUUGAUAUCUGAUGUCUCAAGCAGAGAUUGGGGUGAGGGCGGGUUUGGGUCGACCAGGUGUGAUGCCCAUAUGCUAGGCUUCGGUUGCAACUUUGUUCUCUGUAAGUUUGUUUUCAUUGGGGAGAUGUUGUGCCUGGGAUGCACGCCGGUCUGGUAGGAGCAUUUUCUUGGUGAGAAAUUUUGUCAAACAAUUGGUGGGUAAAUAUUUGCUAAUUGCUAUGUGUUCAGGCACGCUUUUGAAGUAUUUCCUUGUGCUCAGCCUGUCUCUUUAUACUUAUGAUGGGAAUAUGGCGAAAGCAGUUCAAGGCCAUAGGCGGUUCGAGAAUUUCAAGAAGACAAUUAAUCCAGACAAGAUGAAUUUUGUUAAACUGGUUGAUGAACUAGAUGAGGGGAAGAUUUCUUGGAAGAAAUUCAGUUCCAAAGUGAAGAAACUUCACAAGGAUCGAACAGGAGCUCCGUAUUUGAGGGAGUCCGGGGAAUUCCCAAAACUAGAGGAAAGUUUUUAUGCAAAUCCGCUCCCUGGGUGCAUUUGCGAAUCAACAAAGAGAAGGAAGUAAGGCUAAAAGGAGAAGUGUCUCCUUUCUCCGUGAUGCAAUUUUGGGUGCAUAAGAGAUGAAUGCAUGCUGUCAAGGUUCAAGAAAUCUUGUCAGCCGAAGAUGCCACGGCUAAAUCAGAAAGUUCCUUGGCCUAGUGCUCAGGUUGGCCGGUAUUACAUUAGCGUCACUGAGCUGCUGAAUUUAAGGCCGCUCAAGGGAUUCUGGUGGAUAAUUUAUUCAGAAGAAAAUUUACAGAAUACCAUUGAAAGAAAGAUUAUGACCCCAUGGUGGCAAAAAAAAGAAACAAAAUGUAUGAGACUUUUCUGCUUAGGGGAUUGGAGAAAUCCCAUGAAGUGAAAUUAUAGUGAAUUCGAUUGUGUGGCACAGAAGACCUUGUAAUACUUAAAAUUACACAAAAUGAAAGAUCUCCCUUCUUUA